AUGGACCGCGCGUUGAAGGGUUUGGACAAGCUGACGAGUGCAGCCGAGGCGCACACCCGCCGGUGGUCGCAGCAGCUUCUGCCGGACCUGCUCGCCCUGCUCUCAUCCGCUUCUGCCAUUCUAGAUAGACUCCCUGUGCUUCUCAAUCCAACCAACUAUGGAGUGUUGCAGAUGGCUCCCCCCAUGCAACCCCCGUCCUUCACCCCUCCUCCACUUCUGCACGUCCCCGCGCCCAUACCGCCCCUCUCCGCUGCCUCUGAUGCUUCUUCCGCGCCUUCUCCCGUUGCUGCACCUCUUGCAACCACCGCCACCACUGUAGUCACCUCCAUCAGCAGCAGCGGCACUGCCAUCAGCAGCAGCAUCACCAGGAGCAGUACUAGUAGCAGGAAGGAAGAGGAGCAUGCGAGGGCGGUGGCAGCAGCAGUGACAGCGAGGCAAGUGGAGUCUUUGGAGCGGAUUCUGCGCUCUGCUGCUGAUACUCUCAAGGAAAUGGCCAAGGUGGCAGCAGCACUGCAGAAGCUGACAAGGGACGCCGACCGGGCUGUAGCGGCGCUACAGCCAAGGCCCACAGAGGACGAGAGGAGCCGUCGACGAGGGCUGCAUGCCAGCCUGGCAGAGACAUGUGGCGGGCUGCGAUUGGUCGCAGACUCGUACUGCAAUGAGCUUCGUUUGAAGCAACAGCUCGUUGCUGCCAUCACAUACAAUACAAGGUAA
Molecule: messenger RNA, 714 nt
Organism: Closterium sp. Yama58-4
Lineage: Eukaryota; Viridiplantae; Streptophyta; Zygnematophyceae; Desmidiales; Closteriaceae
Source: the annotation of a GenBank genome assembly